This is a messenger RNA of Schistocerca americana (American grasshopper), 3452 nucleotides long. RefSeq names its product zinc finger and SCAN domain-containing protein 12-like. The transcript is spliced from 11 exons. The coding region runs from base 5 to 1987 and encodes 660 amino acids. NCBI's taxonomy places the organism in Eukaryota, Metazoa, Arthropoda, Insecta, Orthoptera, Acrididae. Gene Ontology annotation, cellular component: nucleus. The record is from RefSeq and is a predicted model, not a curated record. Gene Ontology annotation, molecular function: zinc ion binding.
UAAAAUGGCUCCAAAUGCCGGAGGGAUUGAAAAUUAUUGUCGUUUAUGUGCAGUUGAGGGGAACGGUGGUAUUUUUAUUUACAGUACGGAAGGCAUGGGACUGUGUCUUGAAGAAAAGAUAAUUCAGUGCUUGAGAAUUGAAGUAUCUAUGUACGACCAUCUACCGAAGAAGGUUUGUGAUAAAUGCCAUAAUCAACUUGAUGAUCUGCAUAGGUUCACUGAAAGAGCAACAAGAGUUCAGCAUACGCUAGAACUACUUCUGCAGAUAAAAGCAAGAUAUAAUACAUUGGUUGUGGAAAAAGCCCAUGAUGACCAACCCAUAGAAGUCAAAAAUGAUCCUGACGAUAUGCACAUCAAGGAUGAAAUGCUGGAAUUGCCACUUAAUGUAACUUUGGAGUCUGAUACUGAAAAUGAUGUGGAUAGGAAAACUGACAGCUGUGAAGAAGAAUCCAAGACAGUUCUAGAAUACAAUCACAACACCAGUGACAGAGAUGUCAGUACCUCUAGCCAGAGCCAUCAAUCUCCUCAGAGACGCAGAAAACUUCCACAACCAAGGAAAGCCCACCUGUCUUCUAAGUCCCAGAACAUUCCAAGAAGACGCACUGUACAACAUAUAAAACCUCACAGUUCAAGUGGGGAUGAUGAUGGUGAUGAUGAUGACAAUGAUGGUGGUGAUGAUCACCAAGAUGAUGGCGAUGGUGAUCGUGAUGAUGGUAAUGGUGAUAGUGAUGAGGACUCAGUUGGAGAAGGAGAAAAGAAAGAGUGUGAGGAGGAAAAGCAUGAAGACAUGAAUGAAAAGUUUAGUGAUGAAAGGCUAACUGCAGCAGAUGAGUCUGAAGUAAACGGUAUGAAUGGUAAUGUUAAUGGAGAUGAUUUUUGUGCUGAUGAAGAUGAUAAUGAAGAACAGAAUGAUAAAGAAGAAUGGAAAACACAUUGGGGCAUAAAGUGCAACCAGUGUGACCAGAUAUUUCCUUUCAAAUCACAGUUUGAUAAACAUUACAUUAAUUCCUAUGAGAAGAAACCUGUAUACACUUGCUCAUACUGUAAUAAAAUGAUGGAGAAAUAUUCAACAUUCAGAUCACAUUGCUACAGGCAUGUUACAGAAGGAAGAUACAGGUGUGAUUACUGCCAGAAAGGCUUCAGUUUAAGAAGUAUGUUACGUGUCCAUGUGUUGGCAAAGCACACAACAGUAAAACCAUUUAUCUGUGAAGAAUGUGGUAAAGGUUUUGUUACAAGACCAGGUCUCAAUAUCCAUCUCAAAAAACAUAAAAGUGAUGAAAAGAUGGAGUACCCCUGCACUGACUGUGGUAAAAUCUUACACACUAGAGGUGGUCUGACAGCUCAUCAAAAUGUUCAUAAAUUAGGUCGACGUUUCAUGUGCGAUGUUUGUGGGAAGACUUUCACACAGAAAGUAAACAUGCAGCAACAUGUGAAGCAUCACACUGGGGAACGUCCAUAUGCCUGUGAAAAAUGUGGAAAGUGCUUUGCUGAAAAAUCACACUUAAAUCGUCACUACAGCUUUCACAGUGAGAAGAGGCCUUAUCAGUGUCCUGUCUGUCAAAAAAUGUACAAAACUGAACGGUGCUUGAAGGUCCAUGCUAUGGUUCAUGCUGAAGCGAGACCUUAUGUUUGCACAUAUUGCAAUAAAGGAUUCCUUAGCACUACAAAAUUAAAGCAACACUACAAUAUCCACACAGGCGAGAGGCCAUAUGCGUGCAAAUUCUGUGAAAGAACAUUUACAAAUUACCCCAAUUGGCUGAAGCAUACACGUAGACGUCAUAAGGCUGAUCCUCGAGGAGGUGUAAUGCAGCAGCAGUCACAGCAGCAGCAGUCGCAGCCACAGCAGGCACAACAUAUCAUGCAGCCACAGCAUUUGAUUCAACAACAGCAAUCUCAGCAACAAGUUCAGCAACAGCAGCUACAAUCAGGCAAUCUUGGAAGAGUCAAAGUUGGGCAGAGAGUGCAAGAACUGAAAACACUAGACUAAAAUGUAAACUUUAGGAGAGAAAGAGAGACUGGAAGAAAAAGGCAAAAUAAAAUAUGUAGAAGGGAAAAUAAAAAAAAUUACAGGAUGGAAAGGGACAGAGAAACAGAUUUGCUUGCUGGGAGAGGGAGAGGGCAGUUGGGAAAGAAACUAUAAAAGAGAGAAUCUCCAGUUAAUAGCAAUCAGUUGUGGUUGCCAUACCAACAGAAAAAGAUAGAGGGGUUGCAUGUCAGCCAUUGGUUUCUUAGUUUUGUUGGAAUAGUUUAUAAAUGUGAUGCAGCUAAAAUAUGUAGUGGAUGAAAUUGUACAGGAAAAGUUUUGCAGUUAUAAGAUAAUGGGCUGAAGAUGAUUCCAAAUCCUCACCAGGAGAUUUAAUAAGUUGUAAACAAACUAAUGUGGGUGGUCUUCCUUUGUUAUUGAAUUUACUUGUAUCUUCACUUAUCUUUUGUUGUUCUUGCAUGUCAUUUUCUUUUCAAAGCCUUCCCUCCCAUUAUAUAUAAUUUGUCAACGUCUCUCAGUGCCACUUGUCUUUAACUUCAUAGGUAUUAGAUUUUUGAGAGUGACUGACAUUUCACUGCUGCUUUCUUUGUUUACUGCUCCACUGACUGAAGUUCCAUUUUGUGUAAUGUUUUACUUGCUAACUAAUUCAACUCAUGUAAUAUUGGUCAUGCUCUGUCAAGAUUUUAAGUGACCAUAUAGUGGCAAAGAUUGCUAUAAUUGAUAUCAAUUGCUUACAAUACACCAAGUGAGUGCAGUAGUUGUUUUAACAAGAAGCUUUCAUUGUGUGGGACUGCCACAUAUUUACAAGAAAUUAAGAGCUUUACAGUUCUUCUUUUUCUUCAUUUUUAACUGCCUGAAAUAAUGUGUAUAUCCAUUAAUAAUGUAUAUGGCCCAGAAAUGUGUUUCAAGGCUGUAAUAAUUUAACUAUUUGUCUUUCUGUUACUAUUAGACAUUCAAGUAAUUGUAGUUUUCUGCAAAAAAAACUUGCUCUAUUUUUAAUUUGAUAUUCUGAUGAGAUGAAAACAUAGUUUCAAGAUAUUAAUAAGGUGUAGUAUUUUCUACAGAAAAUGUCAAAAGGACUUAUAUCAUUUGUAUGUAUCCUUAGUUAUAAAUUGUUAUUUUAUCUUCAUCUCAUCGAUGAACUCAUUAAUUUCUUUUAAUAAUCUCAUGUAACUGUAUCUUCAAAGUUUGGAAAAUUCUAAAUUUUACCAUUGAAGAUAGUAUUACAUAUUGGGUAAUUGCAUUUUGCAGAAUCUGCAGGUAUUAUGAAGGCAUAGAAAUCAGCAGAACAUUUGAUAUGUUACAUUUAUUUAUGUAAUGAUGUGGUCAUUGUUUGCCUUACAAUAGCUCAGGCUAUCGAGAAAGGACAUACUUAUAUUCUGUGAAUAUAAUACUCAUAAGUCUGGUAUCAGUUCAUCACAGGAUUUUUUAAAUGUGUGAAAUAAAGUGCUUUAUAUUUUUUUUGAAA